UCAACUACUUCCACGCAACCAGCAGACAUUACACUCACGCCAAAUGUACCAACGGGACAGGAGGGCCUGCUUUUGCCAAACCCCAAAUCGCUUUCUUGACUCAUGAGAAUUAUUUUGUAAAGACCAAUUGCUGUUUUCCUUUGAAUUACUGCCACCCCCCUCUCUCAUCUUAUGUGAACCUCGCGUGAACCCCACCUGGCAUUGGAAUUUCGCUGCAUAGUUUUUGAUUUUGAAGAUUUUUUUAACCCACCCUCCCACCCUCUAAGACGUUUUGGACUUUGUGAAAGCAACUUCCAGGCCUUCCUGUUUGGUUUUUUUUUUGUGUGGCGGUGCUGCUGAGCGAGUAGCUGCAGGAUGGCUACUUUACCCGGAACAGUGCCUCGGAUGGUGCGCCCCACGCCGGGUCAAAACUACCCUCGGACCGGCUUCCCUCUGGAAGUCUCCACCCCACUGGGCCAGGGUCGGGUCAACCAGCUGGGCGGCGUGUUCAUCAACGGGAGACCCCUGCCCAACCAUAUUCGCCACAAGAUCGUGGAGAUGGCCCACCACGGCAUCCGGCCGUGCGUCAUCUCGCGACAACUGCGCGUCUCGCACGGCUGCGUGUCCAAAAUCCUGUGCCGCUACCAGGAGACCGGCUCCAUCCGCCCGGGGGCCAUCGGGGGCAGCAAGCCCAGGCAGGUGGCCACUCCCGACGUGGAGAAGAGGAUCGAGGAGUACAAGCGAGAGAACCCGGGCAUGUUCAGCUGGGAGAUCCGGGAUAAGCUGCUGAAGGACGGGGUGUGCGACAGAAGCACAGUUCCUUCAGGUGAGGCUUCAUCUGUGAGCUCCAUCAGCCGCGUUUUGAGGGCCCGAUUUGGCAAAAAAGAUGACGAGGAUGACUGUGAUAAGAAGGAUGAAGACGGAGAAAAGAAAACAAAGCAUAGCAUCGAUGGCAUCCUCGGUGAUAAAUGUAGCCGCACAGACGACGGCUCCGACGUGGAUUCCGAGCCCGACUUGCCGCUGAAGCGCAAGCAGAGGCGCAGUCGCACCACCUUCACCGCAGAGCAGCUGGAGGAGCUGGAGAAAGCCUUUGAGAGGACGCAUUACCCGGACAUCUACACCCGGGAGGAGCUGGCCCAGAGGACCAAACUGACAGAGGCCAGGGUGCAGGUGUGGUUCAGCAACAGACGGGCCAGAUGGCGUAAACAGGCCGGGGCCAAUCAGCUCGCUGCCUUCAACCACCUGCUUCCGGGCGGAUUCCCACCCACUGGCAUGCCCACUUUACCCACGUACCAACUCCAGGAGGCGAGCUACCCCGGCACCACACUAUCGCAGGAGGGCAGUACCUUGCACAGACCUCAGCCUUUGCCGCCGUCCUCCAUGCACCAGGGGGGCCUGAGCGACAGCAGCUCGGCCUACGGCCUGUCAUCCAACCGUCACAGCUUCUCCAGCUACUCCGACUCCUUCAUGACCCCUUCAGCAUCCAGCAAUCACAUGAACGCAGUCGGCAACGGGCUCUCCCCGCAGGUGAUGAGUAUCCUAAGCAACGGGAGCGCGGUGCCCUCACAGCCGCAGCACGACUUCUCCAUCUCGCCGCUGCACGGGAGCCUGGACGCUUCCAACCCCAUCUCAGCCAGCUGCAGCCAGCGCUCGGACCCCAUCAAGGGGGUGGACAGCCUGGCCUCCUCGCAGUCCUACUGCCCCCCCACCUACAGCGCCACCAGCUACAGCGUGGACCCCGUCGCCGCCGCCGCCGGCUACCAGUACAGCCAGUACGGCCAGACUGCCGUGGACUACCUGGCCAAGAACGUGAGUUUGUCCACCCAGAGGAGGAUGAAGCUGGGUGAGCACUCGGCCGUGUUGGGACUGCUGCAGGUGGAGACGGGUCAGGCUUAUUGAAGCCCCCCCAAGCCCCCCGAGGACGGCACGCCACUCGACCAACACCUUGGAGCCACUUUGAUGACUUUGAUGUUGAUAGUAGUUAACAAUCUCAUUUCAACUACUUUCUCUGCUUUUUUUUCAUACUGUUAAUAUUAUUGUUGCUGUAUGAAUGUUGUUAAUAUGAUGUUCUUUGAUUACACAAGGAGGAGGAGGAUUGUUUCCCCCCCAACCCCCAAGCUCCAUUUUUUUUCUUCUUUUUUGGGUGGGGGUGGGGUGGGGGGUUAAUUGACCUUCCCGCUUUCAUAUCCAUCAUGACAUUCCAAAAGCACUUGGCCACUCUGUGGGAAGUCUGGCUGGAGGGAAUCUGCAGGGAAUUUUAAGCAGUGUUUCGGCGGCCAAUAGCCCCCCCCCCAACCUCCCCCCCAACCUCCAUCCCAUCCUUAGCUGCGUUCCAUGGGGAAGGGGGGCUUUGUUUGGGGAAAAAGCAAUUGGGGACAUGAAUGUAUUUUGUUUGGAAAUAUGGAAGCCAGACCACAUGACACUAAAUCCCAUCUGCCGUUGUUCAAGUAGAUUAGAUCACACCAAUCUAAAAUCAGGCACCUUCACUUGGCCCAGCAAAAGACAUGCAUUCCUUCCAAAACAUUCCGAAAAACAUCUCGAAAGCAUUCCAACACUUUCCACUUUGAAAAGAGUCCACGAGAGAAACACGUCAUCAUUUUUAUGACAACGAAGUCAACAAAAAUAGUCGUCAUUAAGGAGAAUUCAUUUGGACUACUGCCAGGGUAGAACCCUGAAGAUAUGGUUUUGCAAAAGUCAAGCUGUGAUCACUGAAGUUACAUUUUACAAUAAUUAAGGUGGAAUAGUCAGAGAAAAGUUCAAGGAUCAUUUUGUGAGAAUAAAGUUCUUCCGAAAUAAAGUAUAGCUGCAGGAGAAAAUCAAUCAAGUGUUAGAUUUCAAAGAAAGAUCAAAUUGAACAAGAAUUAAUGUACACAAAAAUAUAACAUAACAAAUAAUUUGCUUGGAUGAAAAACAAAAGAGGUAUUAGAAUUCAUGAGAAAAAUGCUACAAUUUGGGAACAUAGCGAAUUUAUCCCGACAAUUUUGGGGGGUAAAAAUUAGAAAUAAUUCUCCAUAAAUUAUUCCAUCAUAUUUUUAUCAUGUUUGUUAA
This is a messenger RNA of Hippocampus comes (tiger tail seahorse), 3027 nucleotides long. RefSeq names its product paired box 7a (gene pax7a). Gene Ontology annotation, molecular function: RNA polymerase II cis-regulatory region sequence-specific DNA binding; DNA-binding transcription factor activity, RNA polymerase II-specific. The coding region runs from base 355 to 1878 and encodes 507 amino acids. The record is from RefSeq and is a predicted model, not a curated record. Lineage: Eukaryota; Metazoa; Chordata; Actinopteri; Syngnathiformes; Syngnathidae. Gene Ontology annotation, biological process: anatomical structure development; regulation of transcription by RNA polymerase II. The transcript is spliced from 9 exons.